UUUUAAGAAGAUUGGAUUUGGCCUUCAGAACAAACGUGCUUGGAAAACCACGCUUUACUAACAAAAGAAGGUGGCGGUGGUGGAAACAACAACGCGCCUCUGUCUCUCUCACUCUCCGACCCAAAACUCCCUCGGCCCCACGCCACCAUCCAUGGCCAAUUCCUCGUAGUCUGCUCCGCCAUUGACCGCCGUAGUGAUCCCCUCAGACGGCGGCAGUAUCUUAGCUCAAAUCGCCAUCGAAAUCGAAGUACAUUUCUGCUCUUCACACAUCAGUUCUGGAGUUUCUCUGUAGAUAGUGUGUGAUUGUGGUGGAAACUAGUAAGAAUGGGGAGAUUACGGCUACAAUCUAGUAUCAAGGCAAUUGAGGAGGAACCGGAAGACUGUGAGGCUACCUCGUCCAGUAAAGCUGCAAUAGCAAGUAUGGUUAAUUCAGAAGUAGGAGCUUUAUUGUCAAUUAUGAGGAGGAAUGUGCGGUGGGGAGGCCGUUACGUUUCUGGAGAUGACCAGCUUGAGCACUCCCUCAUCCAGUCUCUCAAGACUUUGAGAAAACAAAUUUUUUCUUGGCAGCAUCAUUGGGAUGCUAUCAAUCCUGUUUUAUAUCUGCAGCCGUUUUUGGAUGUAAUUAAAUCUGAUGAAACAGGUGCACCCAUCACUAGUGUUGCGUUGUCAUCUGUUUAUAAGAUUUUAACUCUUGAUGUGCUUGAUUUGAGUACUGCCAACAUUGCGGAUGCGAUGCAUUUGGUAGUUGAUUCUGUGACUAGCUGUAGAUUUACGAUAACUGAUCCGGCAUCAGAAGAAGUGGUAUUCAUGAAGGUUCUUCAGGUUCUUUUGGCUUGCAUGAAAGGCAAAACAUCUGUGGUUUUAAGUAAUCAACAUGUGUGCAACAUUGUGAAGACGUGCAUUCUGGUUGUUCAGCAAGCUCGCACCAAGGGUGAGUUAUUACAGGGGGUAGCUCGGCACACUAUGCAUGAACUUGUUAGAUGUAUCUUUUCACAUCUUCCCGAUGUUGACAAAGCUGAUCGUUCUGUGGUUAAAGGCAGCAAUUCCAUCAAGCCUGAGGUUGAUGGCAUUGAUGCAGACUACAGUUUCAUUGGUAAAGAGAAUGGCAGUGAGUAUGAAAGUCAACUAUCAUCUGGAGCUUUUGCUUCUGCGGCUUCUGCUGCUCUUAGUGAUAAUUUUCCGAAGACUGAUAAUGGAAAGGAUACCGUUCCUUAUGAAUUGCAUCCAUAUGGUGUCCCUUGCAUGGUUGAAACAUUCUACAACCUUUGUAAAUUGCUUGUCGAACAUGAGGAAAUGGGACCCAGAGCAAAUUCCAUGGCAUUUGAUGAGGAUGAAGCCCUUUUUGCUUUAGGUUUGAUUAAUUCAGCUAUUGAACUGGGUGGCCCUGCUAUCCGCCGUUACCCUCGAUUGUUGAGCUUGGUCCAGGAUGCACUAUUCAGUAAUCUAAUGCAUUUCAGUCUGUCGAUGAGUCCACUAAUUCUUUCAAUGGUCUGCAGUAUUGUUCUGAAUCUUUACCAGCACCUGCGCAUGGAACUCAAGUUACAGCUGGAGGCUUUCUUUACCUGUGUGAUAUUGAGGCUCUCCCAAAGCCGUUUUGGGGCGUCAUAUCAGCAGCAGGAGGUUGCCAUGGAAGCCCUAGUUGAUUUCUGUCGGCAAAAAACUUUCAUGGUGGAGAUGUAUGCAAAUCUAGAUUGUGAUAUAACUUGCAGUAAUGUGUUUGAAGAGCUUGCAAAUCUACUCUCUAAGAGUGCAUUUCCUGUGAAUAGUCCUUUAUCUGCAAUGCACAUUCUUGCAUUGGAUGGCCUUAUAGCAGUAAUUCAGGGUAUGGCUGAGAGGGUAGGAAAUGGAUCAUUUAGUUCAGAAUAUGGCCCAGUAAAUCUUGAGGAAUAUACUCCAUUUUGGAUGCUCAAGUGCGAGAAUUAUAAUGAACCAGAUAAUUGGGUUCCCUUUGUCAGGAAGAGGAAAUACAUCAAGAGACGCUUGAUGAUUGGAGCUGACCAUUUCAACAGGGAUCCGAAGAAAGGGUUAGAAUUUCUCCAGGGAACGCACCUUUUGCCUGAAAAACUUGACCCCCAAAGUGUGGCUUGUUUUUUCAGGUAUACUGCAGGUUUGGAUAAAAAUCUUGUUGGAGAUUUUCUUGGAAAUCAUGAUGAAUUCUGUGUUCAGGUUCUUCACGAGUUUGCUAGAACAUUUGAUUUCCAAGAUAUGAAACUAGAUACAGCAUUGAGGCUAUUCUUGGAGACUUUUCGACUGCCUGGAGAAUCUCAAAAAAUCCAGAGGGUGCUCGAGGCAUUUUCAGAAAGAUAUUAUGAGCAAUCACCACAGAUUCUAGCGAAUAAGGAUGCUGCUCUCUUGCUAUCUUACUCAUUAAUUAUGCUCAACACAGACCAGCAUAAUGUCCAGGUGAAGAAAAAGAUGACCGAAGAGGACUUCAUUCGAAAUAAUCGACUUAUAAAUGGAGGUAGUGAUCUCCCACGUGAAUUCUUAUCGGAGUUGUAUUAUUCUAUCUGCAAGAAUGAAAUCCGAACUACACCUGAACAAGGAUCUGGAUUUUCAGAAAUGACCCCAAGUAGAUGGAUUGAUUUGAUGCACAAAUCAAAGAAAAGUGCUCACUACAUUGUUUCAGAUUCCAGAGCAUACCUUGAUCAUGACAUGUUUGCUAUAAUGUCCGGUCCGACUAUUGCCGCCAUUUCUGUUGUCUUUGACCAUGCUGAACAUGAAGAAGUUUACCAAACCUGUAUUGAUGGGUUCUUAGCUGUUGCAAAAAUUUCAGCAUGUCAUCAUCUUGAAGAUGUGUUGGAUGAUCUUGUUGUGUCUCUCUGUAAGUUUACAACAUUGUUAAAUCCCUCACCAGUUGAAGAACCUGUCCUGGCGUUUGGUGAUGAUAUCAAGGCUCGGAUGGCCACUGUCACUGUUUUCACUAUAGCUAACAGGUACGGUGAUUUUAUCCGCACUGGAUGGAGAAAUAUUUUGGAUUGUAUCUUAAGGCUGCAUAAGCUUGGUCUUCUUCCUGCUCGGGUUGCUAGUGAUGCAGCUGAUGACUCAGAUAUGUCUCCUGAACCGGGACAGGGAAAGCCGCUCACUAAUUCUUUAUCUUCUGUUCAAGUGCAAGCUAUUGGUACUCCUAGAAGAUCCUCUGGGUUGAUGGGGAGAUUCAGUCAGCUGCUAUCAUUGGAUACAGAGGAGCCAAGGUCUCAACCUACUGAACAACAACUUGCUGCUCACCAGCGCACUCUUCAGACAAUUCAGAAAUGUCAUAUUGAUAGCAUAUUCACUGAGAGUAAAUUUCUUCUGGCUGAGUCUUUGUUGCAGCUUGCACGUGCUCUUAUUUGGGCUGCAGGGCGGCCUCAAAAGGGUAACAGCUCUCCUGAAGAUGAGGAUACUGCUGUUUUUUGUUUGGAGUUGCUUAUUGCUAUUACACUUAAUAAUCGGGACAGGAUUGGACUUCUUUGGCAAGGUGUGUAUGAACACAUUGCUAGCAUUGUACAGUCGACCGUAAUGCCUUGUGCCCUUGUUGAGAAAGCUGUUUUUGGCCUCCUCCGUAUUUGUCAGAGGCUCCUUCCUUACAAAGAGAACUUGGCCGAUGAGCUGUUGAGAUCUCUGCAACUAGUUCUCAAACUUGAUGGCAGGGUUGCUGAUGCAUAUUGUGAGCAGAUAACUCAGGAAGUAAAUCGUCUGGUCAAAGCAAAUGCUUCGCAUAUAAAAACACAAAUGGGAUGGCGAACUAUAACAUCUUUACUUUCAUUUACGGCCAGACACCUGGAAGCUUCGGAACCGGGGUUUGAUGCCCUGUUAUUUAUCAUGUCUGAUGGAGCUCACUUGUCACCAGCUAAUUAUGUUCUUUGCAUAGAUUCAGCGAGACAAUUUGCAGAGUCUCGAGUUGGACAGGUCGAAAGGUCUGUUCGUGCAGUGGACCUUAUGGCUGGUUCUGUUACUUGUUUAACCCGGUGGGAUGAAGAAGCUAAGGGAUCUGUGGUGGAGGUUGAUGCAAUGAAAGUUUGCCAGGAGAUAGGGGAGAUGUGGUUGAGGCUGACCCAGGCAUUGAGGAAAGUUUGUUUGGACCAGCGAGAGGAAGUCAGGAACCAUGCUCUUUUAUCACUGCAAAUGUGCUUGACAGGAGUAGAGGGAGUUAAAAUCCCACAUAAUUUGUGGUUGCAGUGCUUUGAUAUGGUGAUAUUCACGAUGCUUGAUGACUUGAUUGAAAUAGCACAGGGGCAUUCCCAGAAGGAUUAUAGAAACAUGGAAGGAACUCUUGUCCUGGCCCUGAAGCUCCUGUCUAAGGUGUUUCUACAACUACUUGUGGAGUUAUCGCAGCUGACGACCUUCUGCAAACUAUGGCUGGGUGUACUUAGUCGGAUGGGGAAGUAUAUGAUGGUGAAAGUCAGAGGUAAAAAGAGUGACAAGCUGCAGGAAUUAGUUCCAGAGCUGCUGAAGAACGCGUUUCUUGUGAUGAAGACAAAGGGUGUCCUGGUUCAAAGAAGUGCUCUUGGAGGGGAUAGCCUGUGGGAGUUGACAAGGUUACAUGUACAUAAUAAUCUUCCUUCUCUGGAGUCUGAUUUAUUCCCCGAUAAAGAUUCUGAACCAUCAAACCAGGAUCAAGGUGCAGGGUUAGCAUUUAGGGUAACUGUAGAGGUUCUUUUGGCAUGCAUGAAAGGCAAAACAUCUGUGCUUUUAAGUAAUCAAGAUGUCUGCAAGAUUGUGAAGACAUGCAUUCUGGUCAUUCAACAAGCCCUCGCAAAGGAUGUUGACAAAGCUGAUCUUUCUUUUCUUAAAGGCAGCAAUUCCAUGGUUGAUGGCGUUGAUGCAGACUACAUUUUCAUUGGUAAAGAGAAAGGAGAUGAGUUUGGAAGUCAACUAUCAUCUGAAGAUUUCACUUCUUCCACUGCUCUUAGUGGUGUGCCUGUUGAUAGUUUAUCCAAGACUGAUAUUGAAAAGGGUGCCGUUCCUUAUGAUUUGCUUCCAUUUGGAAUCCUUUGCAUGGUUGAAACAUUUUAUAGUCUUUCUGUUGAGUUGGGCGGCCCUGCCAUUCGUCAUCACCCACAAUUGUUGAGUUUGGUGCAGGAUUCACUGUUCAGUAAUCUGAUGCAUUUCAGUCCGUCAAUGAGUCCACCGAUUCUUUCGAUAGUCUGCAGUAUUGUUCUGAAUCUUUACCAGCACUUGCGAGUGGAUCUCAAGUUACAGCUUGAGGCUUUCUUUACCUGUGUGAUAUUGAGGCUCUCCCAAAGCCGUUAUGGGGCUUCAUAUCUGCAACAGGAAGUUGCCAUGGAAACCCUAGUUGAUUUCUGUCGGCAAAAUACUUUUAUGGCUGAGAUGUACGCAAAUUUUGAUUGUGACAUAACUUGCAGUAACGUGUUUGAACAGCUUGUAAAUCUACUCUGCCAGAGUGCUUUUCCCGUGAAUAGUCCUUUAUCUGCAAUACACAUUCUUGCCUUGGAUGGUCUUAUUGCAGUAAUUCAGGGUAUGGCUGAGAGGAUAGGACAUGGAUCAUUUAGUUCAGAAUAUGGCACAGUAACUCUUGAGGAGUUUGCUCCAUUUUGGAUGCUCAAGUGCGAGAAUUAUAAUGAACCAGAUAAUUGGGUUCCCUUUGUAAGGAAGAGGAAAUACAUCAAGAGACGCUUGAUGAUUGGCGCUGACCAUUUCAACAGGGAUCCGAAAAAAGGGUUUGAGUUUCUCCUACGAACACAUCUUCUGCCCGAAAAACUUGACCCCCAAAGUGUUGCUUGUUUUUUCAGGUAUACUGCAGGUUCUCUUCCAGAGUUUGCUAGAACAUUUGAUUUCAAAGAUAUGAAUCUGGAUACAGCAUUGCGGUUAUUCUUGGAGACCUUUCGACUGCAUGGAGAACCUCAACAGAUCCAGAGGGUGCUUGAGGCUUUUUCAGAAAGAUACUAUGAGCAAUCACCACAGAUUCUAGCGAAUGAAGAUGUUGUGUUUGUGGUUUCUUACUCAUUAAUUAUGCUCAACACUGACCGGCAUAAUGUCCAGGUGAAGAACAAGAUGACGGAAGAGGCCUACAUUCGGAAUUUGCUGCGUGAAUAUAAUCUCUCACCUGAAUUCUUAUCGGAGUUGUAUAAUUCUGUCCGCAAGAAUGAAAUCCAAGUUACACCAGAACAAGGUGCUGGAUUUGCAGAAAUGACCCCAUGUAGAUGGAUUGAUUUGAUGCAUAAAUCAAAAAGAAGCACUCAAUACAUUGUUUCAGAUUCUAGAGCGUACCUUGAUCUUGACAUGUUUCUAAAAAUGUCAAGUCCGACUGUUUUUGCCAUUUCUGAAGCCUUUGACAAUGCAGAAGAUGAAGAUGUUUGCCAAACAUGUAUUGAUGGAUUCUUAGCUGUAGCAAAAAUUUCAGCUUUUCACUGUCUUGAAGAUGUUUUAUAUGAUCUUGUUGUGUCUCUCUGUAAGUUUACAACAUUGUUAAAUCCAUCUACAGCUGAGGAACCAGUUUUGGCAUUUGGUGGUGAUAUCAAGGCCCAGAUGGCCACUAUCACCGUCUUCACUAUAGCUAAUAGGUAUGGUGAUUUUCUCCACACUGGAUGGAGAAAUAUCUUGGAUUGCAUCUUAAAGUUGCAUAAGCUUGGUCUUCUUCCUGCUCGGUUAGCUGGCAAUGCAGCUGAUAACUCAGAUAUGUCUCUCGAGCCAGGACAGGUGCAAGCUAUUGGUACUCCUCGAAGAUCUUCUGGGUUGAUGAGGCGUUUCAGUCAGCUGCUAUCUUUGGACCCAGAGGAGCCAAAGUCUCAACCGAGAGAACAACAACUUGCUGCUCACGAAUGGUCUUUCCAGACGAUUCAAAAAUGUCAAAUUGACAGCAUAUUCGCAGAGAGUAGAUUUCUUCUGGAUGACUCUUUGUUACAGCUUGCAGGUGCACUUGCAUGGGCUUCCGGGCGACCUCAGAAGGGUAGUAGCUCUCCUGAAGAUGAGGAUACUGCUGUUUUUUGUUUGGAGUUGCUUAUUGCAAUUACACUUAACAAUCGGGACAGGAUUGGACUGCUCUGGCAAGUUGUGUAUGAACACAUAGCUAACACUGUUCAGUCAACUGUAACGCCUUGCGCCCUAGUUGAGAAAGCUAUUUUUGGCAUCUUUCAUAUUUGUCAGAGGCUCCUUCCUUACAAAGAGAACUUGGCUGAUGAACUGUUGAGAUCACUGCAACUAAUUCUCAAACUUGAAGCGAGGAUUGCUGAUGCAUACUGUGAGCAUAUAACUCAGGAAUUUGCAGAGUCUCAAAUUGGACAGGUCGAAAGAUCUGUUCGUGCAGUCGACCUUAUGGCUGGCUCUGUUGUUUGUCUAACAAGGUGGGAUAAAGAUAGCAAGGGAUGUACAAUGCAGGUUGAUGCAAUGGAAGUUUGCCAGGAGAUAGGAGAGAUGUGGUUGAGGCUGACCCAGGCAUUGAGGAAAGUUUGUUUGGACCAGCGAGAGGAAGUCAGGAACCAUGCGCUUUUAUCACAGCAAAUGUGGUUGAGUGGAGUAGAGGGAGUUAAGAAAAUCCCACAUAAUUUGUGGUUGCAGUGUUUCGACAUGGUCAUAUUCACCAUGCUUGAUGACUUGAUUGCAAUAGCACAGGGACAUUCCCAGAAGGAUUACAGAAACAUGGAAGGAACUCUUGUCCUGGCCCUGAAGCUCCUGUCUAAGGUGUUUCUACAACUACUUGUGGAGUUAUCGCAGCUGACGACCUUCUGCCAGAAUAAGGGAGUAGCAUAUAUAUAUCAGGCAUAA
Oldenlandia corymbosa var. corymbosa is the source of this 7704-nucleotide messenger RNA. The record is from the annotation of a GenBank genome assembly. Lineage: Eukaryota; Viridiplantae; Streptophyta; Magnoliopsida; Gentianales; Rubiaceae.